UCCUGCCGCCCGUGCCACCGGUGAAACGCUGUUGACAUGUCCUGAAUUAUUAAGCACGGGGUGGGCUCCGGAGCACAUGCUGAGCGGAGCGGCUGGGGCUGCGCGGCGGCGUGGCGGAGCAGCGCUUGCUCCCUCGCUCACUCGCUCGCUCGCUCGCAGGGACACACGCAGGGGCUGACAGCUGUGCUGGUGCUGAUAAGGGAAGCCACAAGGAGACGAUCGAGGAGAGAGACAAGCAGCGGCAGAAGCAGCAGCGGCAGAGGCAGCACCAGGGCUGCGGAGCUGCUGGGAGUGGGAGUGACGCCCCCACCUCGGGCCCCCACCCCGUCCCAGGCCUCCUCCCGCUUGUCCUGAGUUUAGAAGAGCAAGCUGCUGCCACCACCACCACUCCGGAGGGCACCGGGGCUGCUGGCCAGGGAGGGACAGUGGCAGUAAGGCUCUGGCCAGUCCCAGCAGCCGGGGACAGAUGCCGAUCGAGAUUGUGUGCAAAAUCAAAUUUGCUGAGGAAGAUGCAAAACCUAAGGAGAAGGAGGCAGGGGAUGAGCAGAGCCUCCUGGGUGCUGCUCCGGGGACCGCAGCCCCUCGGGACCUGGCCACCUUUGCCAGCACCAGCACCCUGCAUGGGCUGGGCCGGGCCUGUGGCCCAGGCCCCUACGGACUUCGAAGAACCCUGUGGGCCCUGGCCCUACUCACCUCGCUGGCUGCCUUCCUGUACCAGGCAGGCGGCUUGGCCCGGGGCUACCUGACCCGGCCUCACCUGGUAGCCAUGGACCCCGCUGCCCCAGCCCCCGUGGCGGGCUUCCCGGCCGUCACCCUCUGCAACAUCAACCGCUUCCGACAUUCGGCACUCAGCGACGCUGACAUCUUCCACCUGGCCAACCUGACAGGGCUGCCCCCCAAAGACCGGGAUGGGCACCGUGCGGCUGGCCUGCGCUACCCAGAGCCGGACAUGGUCGACAUCCUCAACCGCACUGGCCACCAGCUCGCCGACAUGCUCAAGAGCUGCAACUUCAGUGGGCACCACUGCUCCGCCAGCAACUUCUCCGUGGUCUAUACUCGCUAUGGGAAGUGCUACACCUUCAAUGCGGACCCGAAGAGCUCCCUGCCCAGCCGGGCAGGGGGCAUGGGCAGCGGCCUAGAGAUCAUGUUGGACAUCCAGCAGGAGGAGUACCUGCCCAUCUGGAGGGAAACAAAUGAGACAUCGUUCGAGGCAGGCAUCCGGGUGCAGAUCCACAGCCAGGAGGAGCCCCCCUACAUCCAUCAGCUGGGGUUUGGCGUGUCCCCAGGCUUCCAGACCUUUGUGUCCUGCCAGGAACAGCGGUUAACCUAUCUGCCCCAGCCCUGGGGCAACUGCCGGGCAGAGAGUGAACUCGGGGAGCCUGAACUGCAGGGCUACUCGGCCUACAGCGUGUCUGCGUGCCGGCUGCGCUGUGAGAAGGAAGCCGUGCUUCAGCGCUGCCACUGCAGGAUGGUGCACAUGCCAGGCAAUGAGACCAUCUGCCCACCAAAUAUCUACAUCGAGUGUGCUGACCACAUACUGGAUUCCCUUGGUGGGGGCUCAGAGGGUCCAUGCUUCUGCCCCACUCCCUGCAACCUGACCCGCUAUGGGAAAGAAAUCUCCAUGGUCAGGAUACCCAACAGGGGCUCUGCCAGGUACCUGGCGAGGAAGUACAAUCGCAAUGAGACCUACAUACGGGAGAACUUCCUAGUCCUCGAUGUCUUUUUUGAGGCCCUGACGUCUGAAGCCAUGGAGCAGCGAGCAGCCUAUGGCCUCUCGGCUCUGCUGGGAGACCUGGGGGGCCAGAUGGGCCUGUUCAUCGGGGCCAGCGUCCUCACCCUGCUGGAGAUCCUCGACUACAUCUAUGAGGUGUCCUGGGACCGGCUAAAGCGGGUGUGGCGCCGGCCCAAGACCCCCCUGCGGACCUCCACCGGGGGCAUUUCCACGUUGGGGCUGCAGGAGCUGAAGGAGCAGAGUCCCUGUCCAAGUCGGGGCCAUGCUGAAGGCGGGGGGGCCGGCAGCCUGCUCCCCAACCACCACCACCCCCACGGCCCCCCAGGAGGCCUCUUCGAAGACUUCGCGUGCUAGGACGGUGCUGUGUGACAAAGGACCCAGGAGGCUGGAACCUCUCCAGGAUUCCACAGACCUCCUGCUCCUAGAACAGAGGCCUAGGGCGGCCCAGGGCUGAGGGGCCCCGACUGAGUCCUGCUCUCUCCCGACUGCGACUCAGCUGCCUUGC
Perognathus longimembris pacificus (Pacific pocket mouse) is the source of this 2237-nucleotide messenger RNA. RefSeq names its product acid sensing ion channel subunit family member 4 (gene Asic4). Gene Ontology annotation, biological process: sodium ion transmembrane transport. Gene Ontology annotation, molecular function: ligand-gated sodium channel activity. The transcript has 10 exons. The record is from RefSeq and is a predicted model, not a curated record. Gene Ontology annotation, cellular component: membrane. The coding region runs from base 467 to 2086 and encodes 539 amino acids. NCBI's taxonomy places the organism in Eukaryota, Metazoa, Chordata, Mammalia, Rodentia, Heteromyidae.